GUCUGGGCACACUACGUGGAGCAGCCUGUGGACGAGGUGCCUCCCGUGCCGGAGGAGAAGGAGCGCUCAGCCACCUAUAAGCCGGUGUUUGUGACCGAGAUCACUGAUGACCUGCACUUCUACGUGCAGGAUGUGGAGACAGGCACCCAGCUGGAGAAGCUAAUGGAGAACAUGCGAAAUGACAUCGCCAGCCACCCUCCUGUCGAGGGCUCCUACGCCCCGCGCCGGGGAGAAUUCUGCAUUGCCAAAUUUGUGGAUGGAGAAUGGUAAGCCACUCGGGCCC
Molecule: messenger RNA, 283 nt
Organism: Myotis lucifugus (little brown bat)
Lineage: Eukaryota; Metazoa; Chordata; Mammalia; Chiroptera; Vespertilionidae
Product: staphylococcal nuclease domain-containing protein 1-like
Exons: 2
Biological process (GO): mRNA catabolic process
Cellular component (GO): nucleus; cytosol
Molecular function (GO): nuclease activity; RNA binding
Source: RefSeq, a predicted model, not a curated record